GUGAAUUCUUUCAUCUAAAUAUUUUUCAAAGAAAAUAACGAAUAUUGCCACCCUGAAUAUCUAUAUCCAUAUACGUAUCCUUCCUGUGCGGUGCUUGCGGCGGCUGUUGGCGCUGCACAAGGCAACAGCCACCAAAAAUGGAAGCGCGGGAGUUUGCGUUGGCCCCCUCUCCUCUCUUCGCCUCUCUCCCUCCCUGUUUGUAUGGUCGGGUCGCGCACGGAAAAAAAGCUUACACCACGGCCUUCCACCCCUUCUUCCCUCCCCUCCCUCUCGCUGUCCCAAAGUAUUGCUUUCCAAUAAAUCAAGAAGACGAAAUAUACGGCUCUUCGUUCUUCUCUUCUUCUCUGUUUAGCUUCAAUAAUCGGGAUUCCUCUUUUUUCGUCCCCUCUCGCUUCUAAUCGUCUUUGCUGGGCGGUCUUGUCUGGGUCGGGUUCAUUUUUUCCCUUUACCAUUACACACAACUACUCUGUAGUUUGAAUUGCUUUCAUCAUGUUGGUCGACCGUACCAUCAAGGUUAUCACCGAGCAGCAUGUCAUCGACAAGCCGUCUCCGGUUGAGGAGUUCCCCAUGAGAGAAUGGAGCAUCCGCGUCGCAAUGGUCGACUCAGAGGGCAACGAGAGACCGGCUGAUGUCUUUACCAAGGUUGUGUAUAACUUGCACCCUACCUUUGAAAACCCUACUCAGUCCUUCAACGAACCCCCCUUCAUCUGCAAAAACGAAGGUUGGGGAGAGUUUGAAAUCUCCAUUGAUUGCUACACAACAGAAAAGACCAAGCUCGCCCCCAUUAUCCAUGAUCUCAACUUCUCGCAAGAGCGCUACGAGGUCACUCACCCCGUCGUCUUCAAGAACCCCUCGCAAGCUCUUCAGGAGCGUCUCUCAGAGUUGGGCCCCAUGCCCAACGAGGAUGAUCGCCACAAGAAGCGCGCACAAGGACGCAAGAGCGGCGCUCAGAAGUUUGACUUUGAGAAGAUUGCCGAAGCCCUCGAGAAGCUUGACGAGGAAGACUUGCUGCGCGUCAUCCAGAUGAUCAACGAGAACAAGGGUCCCGACACGUACAUUAGAAGUGAUGUCGAAGACAAUAAUCUCCUUGCAGCCGGCGAGUUUUCGAUAGAUCUGUACACAAUGCCUGAUCUCCUCACAAACAAGCUGUGGGACCACCUUUCUAAGAAGGGCUUGGUAGCAAAUUGAAUGUAAAAAAAAAUUGUUAAGGAGUUUGAGCCUAUAGAAACCGCUGCUUGGAGGUAAAACCACGUCACAGCCAGGGCUCUGUGGCUCCAGGCAGACGAAAAGGGCAACUGGAUACUGGAAAGCUGCGGCAUACCAGUCCAGGUACAUGGGGGCGGACGUCGACGGGAUGAGGCAAGGACUGUUGGUUUACCCGUUUUUCUGUCACUCUAUUACGUUGAAAAAGAUACACACUGGCGCAUGGAGCCCGGUUGUCUAAUUUGAGAGCUUGUUGUUACCGUUACCCGAACCUGUCAAUCGUGCUUGUCCGAUCUGUCACCCAUAAAUGCCGGGAGGCGUGCGCGAACCGGCGGAAUGACAUGCGUGUGUGUGCUUGCGAUGUCAUUUAAUUGCUGCUGCUGACAUGCGAAGGCUCAAAUUUGUAAUCAUGUCAACGGCAACUGACUGCCUUUGGGCUACCAUGUCAUCCAUUCAUAGUGAGGAGGCUGCGUGCGUAGUGGCAAGAGGACAAUGGUUCUGCCUGGGGA
[Torrubiella] hemipterigena is the source of this 1712-nucleotide messenger RNA. The record is from the annotation of a GenBank genome assembly. NCBI's taxonomy places the organism in Eukaryota, Fungi, Ascomycota, Sordariomycetes, Hypocreales, Clavicipitaceae.